This is a messenger RNA of Elaeis guineensis (African oil palm), 1961 nucleotides long. RefSeq lists its product as uncharacterized. NCBI's taxonomy places the organism in Eukaryota, Viridiplantae, Streptophyta, Magnoliopsida, Arecales, Arecaceae. The record is from RefSeq and is a predicted model, not a curated record.
CGGUGGACCAAUAUUCCAAGGAAGGAUUCCCCAUCGCCCUUUAACGGAACUUGGCGUAUGGGGAGCACGUGAUCGGCUGAGCGGUCACCGGUUUGCUUGUUGAAGGAGCCCUUCCCUCCCUCCCUCUUUCCCAAGAUCGGUUUAACAGCCAAUGGAUCCUUUCUGCCAACUCCUUCCCAGCUUUUCUUUUCCAGGAAAAACGCCUGCGGACGAACCCUAAGCCUCGGAAUCCCAUUUUUGCUCUUCCCUCCGCGAUUGAUCCCAGCCAGGUUUUUGAUGGCAAGAAUGGAGAAGAGGCCUUCAAAAAGGGUGGAACCAACUACUGCUUUGAUGGCUCGUGAUGAUCAUUCAGCAGAUGAGGGGCAUGACUCCCAGCUAUUUAGCUCCAUUCCUGCUCUUAGUGAAGCUGCUUCUUAUCUUGCACAAACAACCUCAUAUUUUACUCGUUGCUUCUCGGUCCCUGUUGAUGGAGCUAUUCCAGAUGAAGGUCAAGAACUAAUAACAUUUCCAUCGGGACAAACCAGUGAGUCAUCCUUCAAUAGUUGGUCUACAAGAUAUGAACACUCCAGUGAUGUCGGCACUGCUUCACCUAUUCACAGUGGAAGAGGGACAAGUUCUGAUGCAAGUUCAUCUCAAGAUAGAACUACACCUACAUUUCCAAGUAUUUUUCAGAAUGGAUCUUCGAUGCUCCAAGACCUUGUGUCUCGGGCUCGAAAAACUAUCCGUGGUUCAGCAGAUGACAUUGGUUGGCUACAGCGUGCCAGAGGCAUGCCCCCAGUUGAAGAUGGAACAAAGAGGUUCAUGGAAUUAUUUGAGAACAUUAGAAAUAAUGAGCAUAAGUUGCCAAAUUCGAUGGUGUACUUGUUGAUUCCAGGUCUUUUUAGCAAUCAUGGUCCACUGUAUUUUGUUAAUACAAAAACAUACUUUUCAAAGAUGGGCUUGGCUUGUCAUAUCGCCAAGAUUCACAGUGAGGCUUCAGUUGAUAAAAAUGCCAGAGAAAUAAAAGAAUAUAUCGAAGAGAUCUAUUGGGGUUCCAAGAAGCGUGUAUUGAUUCUUGGGCAUAGCAAAGGGGGAGUAGAUGCAGCAGCUGCAUUAUCUUUGUAUUGGUCUGAUCUGAAAGAUAAGGUCGGUGGGUUAGCAUUGGCACAGAGUCCCUAUGGAGGCAGCCCAGUUGCUUCUGAUAUUUUGCGGGAAGGACAGCUUGGAGAUUAUGUAAGAUUACGGCAGCUUAUGGAGAUCCUGAUAUGCAAAGUCCUUAAGGGUGAUAUGCAGGCCCUGGAAGAUUUGACGUACGAUAAAAGGAGGGAAUUUCUGGGGAGACACCAGUUGCCACAAGAACUUCCUGUGGUUUCCUUCCAUACAGAAGCUGCCAUCACUGCUAGUGUCCUCGCCACCUUGUCUCAUGUUGCACAUGCAGAGCUUCCCAUCAUUGCACCCCUUGCAGAUGGCCAACCAGCCAAGCUUCCAGUGGUUAUGCCAAUUCCUGCUGCAAUGGCGGCAUGUGCACAGCUACUUCAAGUCAGAUAUGGUGAGAAGAGCGAUGGUCUUGUCGCACGGAAGGAUGCUGAGGUUCCUGGUUCAGUUGUUGUUCGGCCAGAACAGAAGUUGGAUCAUGGUUGGAUGGUGUAUGCUUCCUUAAACAAUGACCCUGGCAAAGCAAAUGCUUCGCAAGUGUGUGAGGCUCUUCUCACAUUACUUGUGGAGGUUGGACAGAAGAGAAGGCAUCAGAUCACCAUGAAAGAUGAAUGAGAUAAAUAUUGGCUUGCUCCUGCAUUUAUGAUGAGUGAGCUGUAAUUUUCUUUCCUAGACAUGCUGUAGAGAUACUGCUGCGUAGUCGUUGAUAGCACUAAAAAUAACUCUACUCACUACGUAGGUAGAAUGAGUCGAGAUCGUAUCCUCAGGGAUCUUGGGCUAAGUUGAGAUUACAAAAUAAAAGAAAGGAACGUUAUUUUGAUUUAGAA